AUAGCAUGCACACAUAAUGCUUAAACUCAGACUGUACUUCUCAGUCAACAACUGCACCAUGUUUCCAUAUGUUUUUCUUCUCCUCAUUGGUCUCCCUUUGGCUGGUGGCAUGGAGAGUAGUAUUAUUGGAGGAAAAGAGGCUAUACCUUAUUCCAAGCCCUAUAUGGCAUCGAUUCAGAGGGGCAAAUAUCACACAUGUGGAGGGAUGCUGAUCAGAGAGGAUUAUGUACUAACAGCGGCCCACUGUUUGAAUCGCAGUGAUUUUUCUAGUCGAGACUACUUUGAGGUCGUUCUGGGAGCUCACAACAUCAACAAGGUGGAGAGGAGCCAGCAGAGAAUCCCAGUGAUUAAAUACAUCCGACAUCCUUUGUUUGAACAAAACAACGAGAAGGAUUACACCUAUGAUAUCAUGUUACUAAAGCUGAAGAAGAAAGCCAAGCUAAAUGCAUUUGUGAAAGUUAUGCCCCUUCCUAAGAAAAAUGAAAAAACACCAGCUAACGUUAAAUGCUCCAUUGCUGGUUGGGGUUCAAAAAACCCCCAAACAUUUCAGAGUUCUGAUGUGAUGCAGGAGGUCAGUCUCAAACUGCAGGAGAACUCAAAAUGUAAAAAUAUGUGGCAGCAGUACUUCAACUCUGAGAUUAUGAUCUGCAGUGUUUCAGAUGGAAAACAUGCUUUUUGUAAGGGGGAUUCAGGAAGUCCUCUUAUCUGCAAUGCUAUACCACAAGGAAUUGCUUCAUAUACCAUUGAGGGUGACUGUACAAAUACAACAUAUCCUCAAGUUUAUGUUAAAAUCUCCUACUUCCUCUCCUGGAUUAAAAAGAAAAUGAAAAUGAAUGAAUGAAUAAAUAUGUGUG
Messenger RNA from Cyprinus carpio (common carp), 854 nucleotides. Its product is annotated as granzyme B-like. The record is from RefSeq and is a predicted model, not a curated record. The transcript is spliced from 5 exons. NCBI's taxonomy places the organism in Eukaryota, Metazoa, Chordata, Actinopteri, Cypriniformes, Cyprinidae. Gene Ontology annotation, biological process: proteolysis. Bases 17 to 841 code for a protein of 274 amino acids. Gene Ontology annotation, molecular function: serine-type endopeptidase activity.